AUGGCGACUGUUGAAUCUUACAGCAAAUCGAAGAAAUCUGAGAAGCCAGUGAAGAAACUCAUGAAGUAUUCUUCAAAACCGUGGUCGGUCAUAUGUGAGGAAUAUGAAGCUAGUCAAAAAGCGAAGACCACUAAAGAAAAUUGUUUAAAUAAGCAGAAUAAUGCCAGUGUUGACUUAAAAAUAAAGUCCGAAGAUAUAGCUGAAAAAGAAAAGAAUGUUGCACGGAAUUCUUCGUCGAAAUCAGAAACCAGUGCGGAAGUUACGAACAUAGUUCCAUCAAAGAAACAUCAAAGAAACAAAGUGAACACAAACGUUGAUAACCUAGAGAAUCAAUUAAAAAUACUUUUAGAAACUGCAAUUAGUGAAUCGAAGCAACCUACUAUAACUGGCAAAAAAUUAAUGAAAUACUCUACGAAACCGUGGUCGGUCAUAUGUGACGAAUAUGAAGCCAGUCUUGCUCGGAAUGAUUCGUCAGAACCUGAAGCCAGUAGUUUAGAUGAGAAAAUAGAUCUAUCAACGAAAGCGAUAAAUGUAAAGGAGAAUACCACAACCGAGGAGGCUAAUGAAAAACCAGUAGUUGAAGAGAACAUAACUACUGAUAACCAACAGAAUAAUUUAAAAGCACCUACAGAACAUACAACUAUUGAACCUAUUGAUAAACCUAAACUAUCUAAAAGAGCAAUGAAGAAACUUAGGAAAAAUGCGCCAAAAACACUGUCGGAUACAGUUGUUCAACGUGUAGCCAGUGAAAUAUCGUUGAUCAAUACAAAUAUUGGUUUCGAUAAAGAAAAUAUCGCCGCUGUUGACGUAGAAAUAAAUUCCGAUGAUACAACUAUGAUAUCAAAGAAGGAUCUUAAUGAUCUAAGUAUUCCAUCAGAAAAUAAAACAACUGUAAAAAAUAAUGAAUUUACCAUCGACUUGCAAUCUUCAGUUACACGGAAUUCUUCGUCGAAAUCAGAAACCAGUGCAGAAGUUACGAACAUAGUUCCAUCAAAGAAUCAUCAAAGAAACAAAGUGAACACAAACGUUGAUAACCUAGAGAAUCAAUUAAAAAUACUUUUAGAAACUGCAAUUAGUGAAUCGAAGCAACCUACUAAAACUGGCAAAAAAUUAAUGAAAUACUCUACGAAACCGUGGUCGGUCAUAUGUGACGAAUAUGAAGCCAGUCGUAAGUGUAUUAUCGAUAGCGUUUUUGAAAAUCUCAUUAUUAAUGGUUUAAAAAAUCUUUAGUUAUUAUCUGAAAGUAAGAAUACAUUCAAUAACUGUUCACAA
Messenger RNA from Sipha flava (yellow sugarcane aphid), 1272 nucleotides. RefSeq lists its product as uncharacterized. The coding region runs from base 1 to 1230 and encodes 409 amino acids. The transcript has 8 exons. The record is from RefSeq and is a predicted model, not a curated record. NCBI's taxonomy places the organism in Eukaryota, Metazoa, Arthropoda, Insecta, Hemiptera, Aphididae.